Molecule: messenger RNA, 11995 nt
Organism: Podarcis lilfordi (Lilford's wall lizard)
Lineage: Eukaryota; Metazoa; Chordata; Lepidosauria; Squamata; Lacertidae
Source: the annotation of a GenBank genome assembly
ACGCGACCGGGGGUGGGGCCGAGGAGCGAUGGCGGCUUCCGCAGCGGCGUUCGGUAGAGCGUGGAGCCGGUCUGGGCUGCCGGGGAAGAUGCCCCUCGCGGGGAGCCUCCGUAGGCAGGUGGGUGAUGCAGGGAAGCGGGCGCUACGCCUCUGCGGCGCUGCCCUGGCCCCGGGGUCAUGACCUUGCGGGCCGGAACCCCAGGGACUAGCAGCUUGGUGCAGUUUCCUGGGAGGGGGAGCGUCCUGCGGCACAGCUGUUGAAGAAGACCUUUUCUGGGGGGGGAGGGGGAUUGAGGCCUUCCUUGGGUCCCCGGAUGUUGGUGGACUACAACUCCCAUCACCCCUAGCGAGCACGACCAGUAGUCAGGGAUGGUGGGAAUUGCAGUCUCACAACACCUGGGGACCCGAGGUUGAGAGAGAGGCAGGUGUUAAGUCCAGCUGGGGUUAAAGUGUCUUUGGCUGCUAGGAGGACAAAGCCAAAAGCCUUUGGGGCAGCUUGGAGAGAUCUCAGUGAAUAUACUCACAUCAGCUUAACAUCAAUCUUUAAAUGGCUGUCACUGAAACUACUCCCCCGUGGUAUAGCUCCGCUGAUCCUUUGCAACCAGUUCCAGUCAGGCUGACAGACAGCAGUCCUGAACACUCUUCAGAAACUGGGUUUUGCCCCCCAAGCCCUUCUAAGUCUGGGCUUAAGGUGCCCCGACUACAAAAUUGUAGUAAUCAAGAGACAUAUAGCUGCACCGGCAGCGUAUCUCUUUUUUCUUGUAUCCAGAAAUGCAAGAAGGGCUUUUACACUUGCCAGAAGCUCAGCUCUGCCCUCGCCGGUCUUGGAAGGAUCCUUUUAAAAAGUCUAGUUUGUUGUUGUUGUUUAGUCGUUUAGUCGUGUCCGUCUCUUCGUGGCCCCCUGGACCAGAGCACGCCAGGCACUCCUGUCUUCCGCUGCCUCCCGCAGUUUGGUCAAACUCAUGCUGGUAGCUUCGAGAACACUGUCCCACCAUCUUAUCCUCCAUCGUCCCCUUCUCCUUGUGCCCUCCAUCUUUCCCAACAUCAGGGUCUUUUCCAGGGAGUCUUCUCUUCUCAUGAGGUGGCCAAAGUAUUGGAGUCUCAGCUUCAGGAUCUGUCCUUCCAGUGAGCACUCAGGGCUGAUUUCCUUCAGAAUGGAGAGGUUUGAUCUUCUUGCAGUCCAUGGGACUCUCAAGAGUCUCCUCCAGCACCAGAAUUCAAAAGCAUCCAUUCUUCGGCGAUCAGCCUUCUUUAUGGUCCAGCUCUCACUUCCAUACAUAACUACUGGGAAAACCAUAGCUUUCACUAUGCGGACCUUUGUUGGCAAGGUGAUGUCUCUGCUUUUUAAGAUGCUGUCUAGGUUUGUCAUUGCUUUUCUCCCAAGAAGCAGGCGUCUUUUAAUUUCGUGACUGCUGUCACCAUCUGCAGUGAUCAUGGAGCCCAAGAAAGUAAAAUCUUUCACUGCCUCCAUUUCUUCCCCUUCUAUUGCCAGGAGGUGAUGGGACCAGUAGCCAUGAUCUUCGUUUUUUUGAUGUUGAGCUUCAGACCAUAUUUUGCGCUCUCCUCUUUCACCCUCAUUAAAAGGUUAUUUAAUUCCUCCUCACUUUCUGCCAUCAAGGUUGUGCCAUCUGCAUAUCUGAGGUUGUUGAUAUUUCUUCCGACAAUCUUAAUUCCUGCUUGGGAUACAUCUAGCCCAGCCUUUCACAUGAUGAAUUCUGCAUAUGUUAAAUAAGCAGGGAGACAGUAUACAGCCUAUGCCCAGAGAAUUUGCACCUGCCCAUUGUGGGAUAUAGGAAGCUCCGAACACAUAUUUUUUAGAUGUCCCUUUUAGGAUGUGGUAGAAACCAUUGACCCCCUGCUGGUGAGGCUUGCUGACCUCCCAGUAAAGCAAAAAUUUGAUCUUCCUCUCUUAGUUAAAGAUCACAAGACGACCCGGAUGGUCGCCAGAUCCUGUGCACAGAUCUGUAGGCGCAGACCAUCCCCCGAUUCAAACUAGUUUGUUAAGAACAUUCCCAAACUCUGAUCCACGGGCGACUCUGGAUCAUUUCUCUAUGGUAGUCUGUCUUAAAAUUUUUAUGUGUUUAUAUGCCUACCACAUUUUUAAACUUAACAUCCAUUGUUGUGUAUUGUUUUAAAUGUUUGUUUUGCUUUUGGGAUUGUAGUUCCAUUUGUGUUUCACGAGCUUGUAUCCGACCGUAAUAAUAAAUUCUAUUCUAUUCUACUAACAGUCUGAACAAUUGAUGUAUUUAAUAAAAAUUUGCCAUAUGAUAUAAAGGCGGGGGGUAAUUCAAACAGGCCAGAGUUUCCUUAGCAGAUGUAUGUGAAACAUGUGAAAAUGGCAUGGAUUAUGUAGCACUAUAUUGAUGGAGGGGUUUUGUGCAACCCCUUCUUUCCUCCUUUUUAUCUCAUUUUAUAUGUUUGUAUUCCUUCUAUGAAGCGCAAGACGCGCUAGUUUCAAAGCAGUUUACAAAUGUACAACUGUGCUAUAAAAUAUACAAAAGUUAAAAUGCUGGGGGGAGGAAUUAAAAGUGCUUCAACUUCGUAAGCACCUGGGUAGGUUUUAUCUAUAUGUACAUUAUUUACAUCUGCUGUCUAUCAAAAUAUGAUUCACCCUUUCUGCCCUAUUGUGUUUUAUUGCUUUCUAAACUCUGUCCAGAAUUAAUAGAUUAUUAAUAUAUGUGCAUGUGUGUAGAUAGAAGAAACAGUUAAAAAAUUAUAAAAAUAUGCAUAUUAAAUGCACACAGUGGCAUGCUUGUUUCUCCCAUGUUCCCCAGUUUAUUCUCAACAACCCUGUGAAGUAGGUUAGAAUGAGAGACUGUGGUUGCCCAAAGUUGCCCCACACAAUCCAAAAUAAUUUUUUAACUUCAAACUAUGAAUACAUCCGGCUCCCUAAAACUUGCACAAGAGAGAAAAUGGUUUUGUAACUGAAUUUUGAUUCCCUGUAAAUUUAAAGUGGUUCCCCCACAAAAAAAAAAAACUGAAUCAGAUGGCAUUGAUAACAAAUCUGAGAAAUUCGUUCUCCACAAGUUCCUGUAUAUCAUCUUCCUAGCAAGUGCCAUUGUCAGGAUUCUGAUUCUCAAAACUUGCCUUCCAGAUCCACAGAACGUCCAUCCCAUUCGCGUUGCUCAGAGUUAAAUCUCCUUUUGCCCCUCACCCGCGACCUCAAAACGGCUGCCACGUUCUCCUGUUGAGGCCCACAAACAGAUGUCAAAGCACAGCAGCAGCUGCUGGCACACAGGUAAGAGCAGCGUGGUUGCGAAAUUUGAAAGUUGACGGUGGAGGGUUGCAAAUGAAGGUAGCGAAGAGAACCUAGCAGUUGGGGGCUGAGAGCGUUCAGAUUAAUCAGUGCUAACUUACUUUCCUGCCUCUUCCUUCUUCAGGUUCUUCAGCCUGUAUCCUCCCCGCCACUAGAGGGCGCUCUCUCUGCGGGGGACCUUGCCCAGGCUGUUCAAGAGCAGAGUUUUGCAGAGCUGGGCUUGGGGUCCCACACCCCGGUGGGUCUGAUCCAGAGCUUCUUGGAGUCCCUCCAUGUGGAUAUAGGGCUGCCAUGGUGGGGAGCCAUCGUGGCAGGUGAAAGGGUCUGCUGUGUUUGAGAAGUGGGUGGAGAUUUAGAUGUACCUUUGGGCUGGCAGAGAGCGUCAUCAGAGUGGGCACUUUGGCUCCGUGGCUUGGGGAACGCUGCUGCUGGGAGGGGCCAGAGCUUGGCAAUAGAGUCUGAGCUUAGCACUUGGCGGGUUACAUGCUCUUGCCAAAAAUUGUGCACAGCCCAGAGAGAGACAUGAGGCGAUAUACACACACCCCAAACACAAAUUUUGUACCUCAAGCUCAGUUCCCUAGCCUAGAGCAUCUCUUGUUAAAACGACGAGGUCACUGGUGCUGAUGAGAGAGAAGCAUCUCUGCCAAAGAUGCUGGGGAGCUGCUUCAGCCAGAGCAAGCAUUACAGUGGGACCUUGGUUCCCAAACUUAAUCCAUUCCGGGAGUCCGUUCAACUCCCAAAAGAGUUCUGGAACCAAGGCGCAGCUUCCAGUUGGCUGCAGGAGCUUCCUGCAGCCAAUCAGAAGCCACGCUGGAUGUUCAGCUUCCAAAGAACAUUAAAAAACCAGAACAAUCACUUCCAAUUUUUAAUCGUUCGGGAGUCAGAACGUUCUGGUUCCCAAGGCGUUCAGGAGCUGAGGUUCCACUGUAUUGGGCUGGAUAGACAAAUAGCCAGAUGCAGUGCUAAGCCAGCAUCCUCUGCUCUUUCCCCGCUGUGACUCGGCCCCACGGAGAAGGAACACAGCAGGAAAAGUGCAACCCGUUCUCUGAGAUGGAGACCGCAGCCAGACUUUGGGCACUGGGGCCAAAUUCAGCUUUCCAGGCUUCUCUCUGCACCCCUCAGGACUCCUUCCCCAAAGCCCGCACACCCUCACCUGCCCUGCUCCACAUUUUCUCUCAGUCUUUGGCUUGACUGGAAUGUGUCCUCUACCUCGCUUGGAGAGUUGUAACGUAGAAAACCUCUGGGUUUAAUAAGACAGGCUAGUAACCAAAAUUUGUGGACCCCUAAUGAUCACCACUACAGUGGACGCUCAAGUGGCAGACGUGAUCCAUGCGGGAUGCAUGUUCACAACCCACAGCGGCAUAUCUGCGCACACAUGGGUUGCGAUUCAGCACUUCUGCACAUGCGCAAAGCGCAAUUUAGCGCUUCUGCGCAUGCGCGACACCCAAUACCCAGAAGUAACCCGUUCCAGUACUUCCGGGUUUCAGCGUGUCCGUAACCCGAAAAAACGCAACCUGAAGCGUCUGUAACCCGAGGUAUGACUGCACUGCCUUCUGGGUAAAUGAUGCCUUCAUCCUCUGCAGGAGAAGUUCACCCACCUACCCUUUUUGCACAAGCCUCCAAACAGAAGUACCCAGGUGCAUUCUGGGUAAGGUAGUGAUUUCUGGCAUUGCGUUGUGGGUAACAUCGCAGCCAUUGCACUUGGGAGUAACGGGUGUCCUCCUCUCUCCCCACCAAACUCCUCAGGGACGAUUGUGGCCCGUUGCUUGGUUUUCCCGCUCAUCGUGAAGGGCCAGAGGGAGGCAGUGAAGCUCAACAACCACAUGCCACAGAUUUCAGAGCUGACCACCCGCAUGAACGAGGCCAAGCGCUCGGGGAACAAAUUUGAGUGUGAGUAUGGGGCAAAGUGCAGGGUUCAGUGGAAAAGGGGCACAGCUGGGGUUGCAAACAAACCACAUUGGAAGGGACCACGUUGAAUGAAUCAAGGAGGUGGUGCUUGGGUUGCUAGGAGGAGACAAGGCUGGGGAGGCAGAGAGUGGAGCUCGCAAGGAAUAGGGUUGCCCAGAUUAUGUCAGCAGGUGAGACCUGAUCUGUAGGGGAGGGCAAGGGGCUUGUAGAAGGAGAUUGUGGGCGAUAAUCUACUUUGCCUUCCCUGCAAAUCAUUCCGCUUUUCUCCCACAGUUGCCAAAGCUUAUACGGACCUGAACCUCUACCAGAAAACCCACGAUGUCAACCCGCUACGAGGAUUUCUUGUUCCCCUGGUCCAAGUGAGUCUCUGCUCCACUGCUAGGCCGGCUUGUUUUUGUUCUAUUUUUGUGAACUUACAUGCCUGUAGACUUCAGGGCAAGUCACAGCAAUUAAUGCAAGGUACCAGAUAUGAAGGGACGCGGGUGGCACUGUGGGUUAAACCACAGAGCCUAGGACUUGCCGAUCAGAAGGUCGGCGGUUCGAAUCCCCGUGACGGUGUGAGCUCCCCUUGCUCUGUCCCUGCUCCUGCCAACCUAGCAGUUUGAAGGCACGUCAAAGUGCAAGUAGAUAAAUAGGUACCGCUCCGGUGGGAAGGUAAACGGCGUUUCCGUGCGCUGCUCUGGCUCGCCAGAAGCGGCUUAGUCAUGCUGGCCACGUGACCCGGAAGCUGUACCCCGGCUCCCUUGGCCAGUAAAGCAAGAUGAGCGUCGCAACCCCAGAGUCGUCCGCGACUGGACCUAAUGGUCAGGGGUCCCUUUACCUUUACCAGAUAUGAAAGCCAGUUGAAAGAAGCUUCCCACCCCAAAUUUCACGUCUGUGUUGUUUGUUUAUUUAUCACUCACUGUAUUUAUUUGCUGCUUUUUACACCGGGGUGCCCUGAAGCAAUUCAUGCGACGCAAAUAGAAAUUAUGGGGGGCGGGGACCAUGAAAGCGUCAAUAAAUAUAAAUAUUUAAAUUGUGUGUCUGGUAUAUGAAUAUUACUCCCAGUUCUGCCUCCUCCCCUUCUCACACUCAUCCUCUCUCCCUUUCUUUCUUUCUUUCUCUCUCUUUCUCUCUCUCUCUCUCUCUCUUAGGCACCAAUUUUCAUCUCGUUCUUCAUUGCCCUGCGCAAAAUGGCGGAGCUCCCUGUGCCCAGCCUUCAAACUGGGGGUCUGUGGUGGUUCUCAGAUCUCACGGCUGCCGAUUCCUACUAUGUCUUGCCCCUGACAGUGACCGUCACCAUGUGGGCCAUCUUGGAAGUAAGUCUUUGGGUCCCUCCAGAGGUCCUUUUGUUACUGCAUUCAUGGAUACAAUGGAAUUUGACUAGAGGCAGCUGCCUGCUCACAUGUAACAUCACAUUGCUGUCAGAUUUGGCUCAUGUGGCCAAUCUGGGUUAAGAAUCUGGCCUAUGGAGCCGAUAAGGUUCUCCACCGCCGGUGUAGAGGAAGUAAGUUAGGGAGACCCUUCGUCUCCCUCUCCAUAAUGCUUGAAUUCAUGGGCAUACAACAAAGCUGAACAUUCGAACCUCUAAUUCUGGAAGCCUUCAUAAGAGAGCUGCUCCAGAGGAAGAACUGUGAGGGGAGAGAGACUUUCUGUUCCUCAUCAGGCAAUGGCUUUUCCACCUGCCUUGCCCCACCCAGCCUUUCCCAGACUAUGACUUUGAGAACAGCAGCAGCAGUAGCUGGGAAGAGAGGAGUUCAGGGAUUUUUUUUUAAAAAAAAAAAGCUUUAUAAGUUGUGCUUCUUUGUUUCUCAAUUUGAUCCUUUUGUGUGGUUUUGUGGUAUUUUAUGCGUUGUGAUUUGCUGUUAUUUUUAUUGAUUAUAGAUUGGUAAUUCUUUAUUGUGGCUGAACUGUUUAAUUAUUAUUUGCUGAUGUUUAAUUUUGCUGUUUACUAUUAGGUUCUGAUGGGAUUGUUGAAUGUUGCUUUGUUUGAUAUAAGUGGUUUAUUUUAAAGUUACAGUGGUGCCUCGCAAGACGAAAUUAAUCCGUUCCGCGAGUCUCUUCGUCUUGCGGUUUUUUUGUCUUGCGAAGCACAGCUAUUAGCGGCUUAGCGGCUAUUAACGGCUUAGUGGCUAUUAACGGCUUAGCGGCUAUUAACGGCUUAGCGGCUUUAAGAAAAAGGAAACAAACUCCCAAGAAAUCGCAAGACGUUUCGCCUUGCGAAGCAAGCCCAUAGGGAAAUUCGUCUUGCGGAACGACUCAAAAAACGGAAAACUCUUUCGUCUAGCGAGUUUUUCGUCUUGCGAGGCAUUCGUUUUGCGGGGCACCACUGUAUUGUGGCUUUUAUAUUGGAUCAGAUUGUUACUGUUACUGUGUGAUGUUUUAUUAUGUUUUUAUGUCUUGGAAGCCGCCCACAGUGGCUUAGGCAACCCAGCCAGAUGGGCAGGGUAUAAAUGAAGUAUUAUUAUCAUUACUACUACUACUACUACUAUUGCUUUAUCAUAAAUAAACAAAGGAGUUCCACACAAUGCAUAGUUAGGCAUUGGAACCUGCAAGAGGCAAUGAUGGGGGGUUUAAGAGAGGUUUGUGGAGAACAAACCUCUCUUUGGGUCCUAGCCCCUAUUCUGUGGGGGCAGAGGGUGUGGGGAAGGCAACUGAAUUAGUGGAUCAAUGAAGAAAUUUGAGAUGUGUGCAUAUCACAGAACAAAUAGGAAAUAAAGAGACCAGAGGCCUCAUGGGCUCUGAAACAGAACUUAGACAGGACCAGAUGUGUGAAUUGGUUUGGUGCCCCUAAUAUUAUGGGUCUGUAUUAGACACGGGUAGCGACGAAGACCAUUUUCAGUUGUUUACAAGAUAGUAACUGCAAUGAGGGCCCUGCUGGCAGACCCGGCAUCAGCACCCAGAGGACAAGCACAGCUGAUGCCAGCCUCCCAGAAAAGUUAGCCAGCAUAUUAUUUUUAUUAUCCCUUAGCUUAUAGUCUGCUUCUUCAUGCAAGAACCUGUGGGGAAACGGCUUGCUGAUGUAAACUGUGUUAUUUUUACUGUUGUUAGCCGCUCUGAGCCUGGCUUCAGCUGGGGAGGGCAGUAUAUAAAUAAAAAUUAUUAUUAUUAUUAUUACUGAUGCUAGCGUGAGAAGAGAAUAGAUCAGGUCUGUCCCUAAAGCUCUGAAAUUGUCCCACCCAAAGGAGAUCGUAAGGAGAAAGCUGAACGUUCGGAAUUUGCUUUAUCCCAAAAUAAAUUGGGGGGUGGGGCCUAGAUAUUCAGGCUGCAGUCAACCUCCUAAAGCCAGUUGUUGGAGGGAUGGGAUCCACUGCCAAGGGUGCGAGGCUGUGGCUACCUCUGGAUCCUGUCCAUCGCUAGAAAUUUUCCCCACCUCCACAAUUUCAAAAUUCCUGCUUGGCAGAAAGCCUCAUGUAGGAAAGGACAACGCAGUGAAAAAUGGGGGAAAUGGCAGGAGUGUUAACAGUGUCCACCUUCUCUGCAGCUAGGAGCAGAAUCCGGAGUGUCGAACCCGAACCUCCACCUUAUGAAAACCGUUUUCCGGGUGAUGCCACUCGCUAUCCUGCCUCUCACGAUCUCCUUCCCGACGGUGAGGUGCCGCCGCACACAGAUUGCGAUUGCUUUUUACGUAUUUCCUACGAAACAUAUCGAGGCCAGUUCUGACUUGCCCUGAACAAACCCAUGUUCCUUUGUCUCAGCCUUGGCUCCCGUUCGAUUCAGAAACCUGCAAUUUAGCCUACGCAGUCCAAAAGAAACAUAAAAGUGUAAAUAAAGCUUCCAUUUCGCGGGCUCAGCUGGAUCUGUUCCUCUGCGGCCGCUGCAGGGAGUAUUCUGCCCUCCAGUUGUUGCCAAACUACAACUCCCAUCAUUCUUUGCCACCGGCUAUGUUUGUUUGGGCAGAGGGGAGCUGUGGGCAAGUACAAAGUGGGCUUUCCUGAACUUUUAUCACCGGGGGCGGGGACCCAAAACGCCUUUUCCUGUGGGGCUGCUGUUCCCACUUCCUCCCCGCUGACCCCCAAUUCUCCAGCCCCUCUCAUGCCACAGGGCAGCUGUCCUGUUGCAACAGGGUGGGCCAAGGAAAGGGGUUUUUGAUUCUCUCUCUUUCGCUCCCUGCAGGCCGUUUUCACCUACUGGCUGACAUCCAACCUCUUCUCGCUGGUGCAAGUGGCCUUUCUGCGGCUGCCCGCAGUUCGCGCCCGGCUUGGCAUCCCCGAGCGGGUGCAACACGACCCCAGCGUCCUGCCUGCUCAGGGAGGCUUCAUAAAGAACUUCAAGAAAGGUGAUUAAGGCAGCACGUUGUUUGAGAUGCAGUAAGCAUAGUGUUGUUUUUUAAAAUGCACGUUUUUACAAUGUCCUACAGUUAUUAGGUUUUGGGAGAAAGGAACAGAUUACAUCAAUAUGACUGUGCUGGAAAAACUAAAAUUUUCAGAGGAAAAUGUUUUUUUGAACUACAUAUGGAGUUUGAUAACUGGGAAACAUAAAUGGUCGUUGCCCCGUAGUAGGUUAAAAAUAAACAUAUAUGGAUUUGGAUGGUAAUCAUACCUAUACAGUCGUACCUUGCUUUUCAAACAACUUAGUUCUUGAACAUUUUGGCUCCCUAACGCCGCAAACCCAGAAGUGACUGUUUCGGUUUGCUAACUACUUUUGGACGGGGCUUCCGCAGCUUCCGAUUGGCUGCAGGAGCUUCCUGCAGCCAAUCAGAAGCCGCGCUUUGGCUUCUGAACGUUUUGGAAGUCGAACGCACUUCUGGAACGGAUUCCAUUUGACUUCCAAGGCACGACUGUAUACUAGAUAAAUAUACAGAUAACUGUAAUUGUUAGCUCUUAUAAUGAUGUAGUAUACCCUUUUUCCACUUUUUAUUUUUACUUAAAAACAGAAAACGAAAAAGAAAGCUGACUUGGGAGGAGCAGGGUGGCCAAAGGCUGCUGCGGUGCGAGGGAGGGGAUAAGGGCUUCUCAAAGGCCUCCAGCUCCUACGGGGUUAACUCACUUGCGUCUCCACAUGCCCCCCCUUUUCCAGGCUGGAAAAAUGCACAGAUGGCUCAGCAGCUGGAAGAGAGGGAGCGGCGCAUCAAAAACCACCUGAAUUUGGCAGCUAAAGGUAAUCCUUCACCCCCUCACUUGCCGCCAUCCACAGCCGCUAGGCCUGUGUGCGAUCCUUUUCCUGCAGGGAGGAGGGGAUCCUGGGAUGGGUUGUUCCUUCCACUUGCUCUGCAAUGUGCAAAUCAGAGGCCACCACCUUUCCCAGUUCUCUGCUGUCAUCUCGUCGCUUGAGAAGAGGCAGUUAUCUCAGGGCAACCCUCCUGGCCCUUUCUGCAGGUCCUCGACUGUUUCGAUACGUCUCCUAUUCAUAAGUUAGCGGUUCUUCGCCUUCAUCUCAUUGACGUUUAUUUCACUCGGGCCUCUGCAGUUGUGUUAGCAACUGUGGGAAGGUCAGCCUCCCACAUGAGUAAGUGACAUAUAAUUUGAAUAUUGACCUGCCAAGUGGAGCAAGGGGAAGGGACAGCCCGUUCCAGGAUCACCGCCGCCCCCCGCCCCCUUCCCUGCAGAAAAUGGGCUUUCAUGACAGGUCCAGGGUAACAUUCUGUGUGCUGCUAGCAUGGGCGUCCGCAGGAAUAGUUCCUGGGGUGAGGGGCACGUUCUCCCAGUGGGAAAAUGAAAACACUGAAAGGGGGUGUGGAAUGAGUAGGCUGAUCUAUAACUAAAAAAAAUGAGGAAAGUGCCUGUACAUUUUGUCUGAGGUGGUAUUAAUUCUAGAAGCUCACUUGGAAAGGAAAGGAAAAUAGGAAAGGAAUCUGGUGUGCUAAGAACCUCCAUUUUGCCAUCAGAAUACAUUUUGCAAAUUACAUGUGGGCUUUUUGAUCCUACAUAAUGUAAUUCUGGCCCCCACAUCUUAAAAACAUGGUACUGUAGGGCGGGGGAGGAGCAUACAGAAAGGGCAGCCGAAAUCAUUUGGGGGAGUGGGACUAGCUGCUUCAUCUGAACCCCCUUCCCUCUUAGAAAAGCCUGCGGUAUUUGUGGCUUUUCAGCUGAGCAAAAUGGCAACUUAAGAUAUGAGCAAGGAGGCGUGAUCGAGGUUUGCGGAAUUAUGGGUUGGGGAGAGCAAGUUUCUCUCUCACACAAUAAUAGAAACUCAGGAUAGACCAGUGAAACUGACUUUGUGGUAGCUUCAAGACAAGCAGAAGAACUCGUAGCGCAUGAUUAACUUAUGGAACUCACUGCCACAAGAUGCGUUGUGGGCUAGUAGCUAAGACAGGAGCUGGGGCAUCUGUGCCCCACCAGGUCAGAGUGGGCUCCCAGCUCCCCUUAUUCCAUGCUGUCAGUCAUUCUGGCUUGGGAUGGUAGGACAAGUUGCCCACCGCUUUGGUCCAUCCUUCGGGUUCAGACUCAGGAUGCUACUGUAUCCUGUUAGGGAACGUGAGCAGGGAGGGGCAUCACCUUCAGACCCUAUUUGUGGGACUCCCAGAUGUGUGAGUGGGCUGGGUAGACAGAUGUUCUGAUUAUUCAGCCCGGCUCUGCUUGUGUUUAUUCUGUUCUCGACGCAGUUCCCGGUUGGGGGCUGACAAGUCUCCUUGCCCGCUUUGCGGAAACAAACUAACGAAGCGUGGGCUUCUCUUCCACUCAGGGCCGCUGCGCCAGACCUUUUCCCACAACCCUUUGGAGCAGCACCAGCCUGGUCCUGCGAAGCCGGCGCCACAAAAGAGACCCUGGGAGGACACGUUAGGCUGAGCGGCGAACGCCACCAAACCAAAAGACUUUGCACAGGGAAAAGAGCCUCCUUCCCCUUCCCGCCUCCCCACUCCUCUGUUUUCUGAGACUAGGUAAUAAAAGGAUGUGGAAUUUCCUCCUCCCA